UUGGGGGGUUGUAGGGGGAAGAAAUUUGGCGUGACAGCACCUGAAAGUAUCUAAAUAUGACCGCACACCGGAAGCUAUUAGUAGACUUCCGGCACUCUGCUAAUAUGCUACCAGUAAAGAACCACGGCAUGGAAAUAAACUGGAGUCGCUGCAGACAGCCCGAGAGCUUCAAAUUGAGAACGCGCUGCGGAAACAGCGAGAGCUUCAAACUGAGAUCGCAGAACUCAAGAAAAAACUUGGAAAAGGCGAACCGCCGCCCCCUCAAGUUCCCGGGGAGAGAAAGGAAGAUGGUGGUGAAGGUACUAGACAGGAUCUGGAGGCUAAAAUACUGGACAGCAGCAAAUAGACCUAUCUCCAUCUUACCAAGGACUCUCUCCGAGCUCCGAUGGAGUCUAUCGAGGAGACUAGCGAAGCUGAAAAGGAACGUUACAAAUUCCUCAAGGAACGUUUCGAAGCUGAGAUGUGCAAGCUGGAUUUUAAAUGUAAGGAACGUAGAUUUAGGACUAUCAACGUGUCUUGGAACAAUUGGAGCCACGCCAACGGCAGGUGGUGGAGGCCAAAAAGGUCCUGGGCCGACUCGGGGGGGGUCCGUCACGACCAGCCAGCCGUCAGAACCCUCCCACCAGUCCAGGAGACGCGCCACGCCACCAAAGGCCUCGCCCACUCCGUUACCCUGUCCCUGAAGACAUGCUUCACUGCCACCGGCACACUGUCGGGCACGCAGACCCCCGAGUAGACGAUGCCGAGCACGGAGUUCAGCCGGUACACGUUGUGGAACGUCUCCUCUUUGGCUGCUUGCUGCAGUCUAGCCGGCGUGGAGCCGCGCUGUGAGAGCAGCAUAACGCCCGGCGUUUUCUUCCAGAAAGAAGCAAAAACGAGAGCACCAAGAAGAACGCCGUGCGUGUGUAGGAUCAGGAUGUGUACAAGCGUGGCAGUUAUUGAAUUCAUUGUAAUACCAGUAAAGAACCACAUCAUCCAAUCCAGCCUGUGUGUGUUCUUGGCGGGAC
Messenger RNA from Entelurus aequoreus (snake pipefish), 1007 nucleotides. RefSeq lists its product as uncharacterized. Bases 57 to 683 code for a protein of 208 amino acids. The record is from RefSeq and is a predicted model, not a curated record. NCBI's taxonomy places the organism in Eukaryota, Metazoa, Chordata, Actinopteri, Syngnathiformes, Syngnathidae. The transcript has 2 exons.